UCCGUUCGGUUCGGCCCGCGACUUCGCAUCGUCAACUAUGCGUCAAAUCGAAAUGUCAUUGCGUAAAACAUAAAUAAACCAAACUCGCAUUGCCGAGUUCUACUUUAAUUCAAUUUUAAAACAACAGAACCUAUGAAAAAGUUCAAACUUAGAAACUGCAGUGCUUUUUAGUUAUUACCUCUGUGUUUUUAAAAAGUUAUUGUUCCAAAUUCAAAAAGUGCGAAUUGGGAAACCGAGUCAAAGUGUGAAGUUGUGAAUUGACCCAAAUUGUAUUGUGAGUUGUGACGUCAUUGUGUGUUUAUUUUUUUUUCGUAUCGCAUUUUCAAGAGUCGAGUGUUUUUAUUGAAAAAAAAAAAAGAGAAAUGUGAAACUGAAAGUGUUGUCUUCUAUUUAUUGGAUUUGAAUUUGGAAUGCAAUCGAAACCAAUAGCAGUUAAUUACAAACAAAACAAACAUUAAAAAUGUGAGUGAACUAUCAAAAACAAUGUGAAAAUUAACUAAAGAAAACAAUGGCGGGUACCCGAAACAUAACCGAGCCGCGCUCUACCGCCUACUACUACGCAGACCUUGAGAAAAUCAAGCGACAAAAUGGCGUAAGCCAAGAUGGUGGCAUCAAAGAUGGCCGUUACAUCCAAAAUGGCGGAUACAUUCAAAACAACAUCCAAGACCGACAAGACCAGAACUUAAACGAGCUUAGUGAAUACCUUGAGACCAAUGAGGUUGUAAAUGAUGGAGCGACUAAGGAAGUUCCCCCUCUAAGAGAUAGAUACAGCCCGGAGUACUCUACUCCAGAAAAUGGCGUCAAAAUUGGUGAAACUUACUCCACCGCUGGGACUUUCCCAAUGCCUGAGCCGAAGGAGAAGGAACCUUUGCUGGCUGAGUUGGAGAUUGUUGGAAGAGUUCCGUUGACUCAGCUGGAGUCGGGGUCGACGGUCAGGAGGAGUAGGAGCUGGUACUUGUGCUGUCCAGAUGUUGGGGAGGAGGAGGCUUGCAGGCAGUCCUCGUGGAGGUAUUCCAGUCUGCGCCCCGUCACUGCGCCCCCUGCGCCCCGACCAGAGGUGGCAACUCAGAGCAGCGGCCGUGUAGACGACGUAGCGACGCUGCGUGCGGAAAGGGACGCGCUGGUCCGCGCGCUGGCAUCGGAGAAGCAACGCGCGGCCGCACAGGCGCGCGCGCACGACGCGCGGCUCGCGGAGCUGCACGGCGUCAUCGCGGAGCUGGUGCGCAGGCGCGCCGCCGACAAGCUCAGCAAGGCCAUCCCUGAGGAGGAAGUGUCAGAUGAGUGUGAGUCCACAACACAGCCGGCCGGGGAGCUGGAGAACGACCCUGACAUGUCCCGGACUGAGCAGAAUGACAACUCGUCCCUCCUCAGUCCAACAGAGCUGCCUACCCCGCAGGACCCGAAGCUGGAACCUUUGCCUGAAGACACUGACUUCAGCACCACUGAACAUAUCAGAAUGGAGAAGCCAAAACUGGAGGUGUCUCCCCCCCAGGGCUCGGAGCAAUGCUCCAGUCUACAGCUCUCUGAGAGAGACUCGGAGAUCUGUGUCAGCACCGCCAGGUGCUGUCAGUACGCGCGCGCGGCGCACGCGGCGGGCGGCGGCGGGAGCUGCGAGCGGGACCGCGGCUCGCCCGCGCUCAUGCCCGUCUCCCCUGGUCGCUGUGAGGCGCGGGAAGCCAAGAUGGCGUCCCGGGUUCGACUCCGGCGCACCGAGGACACGGAGUCCAACCAGAUCUCCGAUGACGAGGCGUGGUGCGUGGAGGCGGCGGAGCGCCUGGCGCUCGACGUGUGCUCGCAGGCGGGGCUCCGGGAGGCGCUGGUGGCGGCCUCUAAUGGUGAUGAAUCGGUGCAGUCGGCGGCGGCGGCGGUGUGGCGCGCCCGAUGCCUGCGACUCGCGGCCGACUGCCGCGUGCUCGACUGUGCGCUCGCGCAGGCCGUGGACACCGCGCACAGGUUAUCAUGCGCAUGCGCGGUACAAGAGUCGUCGUCAGUGGCGCUGUGCAGCGCUUUGAGGGCUGCGGACCGAGCGCUGGAAACGUACGACGUGUUGCUGGCCUUGGCCGAGACGCAGAGCGACAACCAGCGGACUGAGAGCGAACGCGGCGCGGCGGAGGCGGUCGCUUGCCGGCUCCUGCGGCGGCUGGAGGCGGCGCCCGCGUGGGGCGAAGCCCUGCUCUCCCCGGGGCCCUGGCACAACCACCACCAGAACAGCGAAUCGGACAAGGACUUGGAGCCCUGGAGCCCUGAGUGCGAGUCUCGGCUCCGAGCGCACGCCGCGCGCCUCAAGCGAGACACCGUCGCGCUGAGGGAGCUUCGCCCCCCGCCUUCUUUCUACUCUCCACACGACAUGGAAGAGGCUGACUCUCGCUGCUCCGACACCGUCAGUAUGGAGGAGAUGGAGGCGGCCGUCACCAUGCAGGAGUUGUUGGUCGCUAAGGAAGCGGCGGCUAUGGAGCGAGCGGCGGCGUUGUUGAAGGAGAAGAGCAAACCCGCGAGACAUAGCGAGAACGACUGCGGGCGCCGGCGGCAUCGGGAGAGACACUGGCUCGACACACCAGCUUCGGAAACAGACUUAUAAAACACACCCGUGAUAAACUCAUGACACAAUCGUGACAAACUCAUGACGCUAAUGAUAAGCUCAUGAUACAUUAUGACAAACUCAUGAUCUUAUGAAUGAAACACAUUAAUUGUAUCACACUCAACUCAACACAAAAUGAUACCCGUGUGACAAAGUCACGAUACACCUGCGGAAAUCUCAUAUCAAAGUCAAAAUCAAAGUCAUUUAUUCAAAUUGGGUACUAUUGCACACUUUCUGAUUUUCUAACAAUGAUGUAGUGGUGAUAAUUAGUUACUUUAACUUAAAACUAAAGCUAGCUACAUGACACACUCAUUCAUAGUACGCCUGUAAAACACAAUAAUCCUGACACUUUCACUCAACCCACUACAAACUCACAUAUCUUUAUGACAAACUCAAAAUAUAUGUAUGACAAAGUCACACUCGUGUCAUUCUCAUGUCAUAUCCUAGUAUACAUAUAGUUAUAAUAUAAUGCAUACAUUUGGAGAACUCAUUCGCCAUAUUCGCUCCGUGUCGUUGCAAAAGUACGGUUUACACUUCUUUUUUUUUUCUCUCGUCU
Molecule: messenger RNA, 3134 nt
Organism: Maniola jurtina (meadow brown)
Lineage: Eukaryota; Metazoa; Arthropoda; Insecta; Lepidoptera; Nymphalidae
Exons: 17
Coding region: 509-2578 (689 amino acids)
Source: RefSeq, a predicted model, not a curated record